Porites evermanni is the source of this 3700-nucleotide messenger RNA. The record is from the annotation of a GenBank genome assembly. NCBI's taxonomy places the organism in Eukaryota, Metazoa, Cnidaria, Anthozoa, Scleractinia, Poritidae.
AUGGUAUCAGUAAUAAAGUUGUUGGUAUCGUUGACUACCUUUGGUGCUGUCUAUAGCGCGAGCGGUAAGUUGUGAAUUAUGUGAUGUAGAAGACAUAACAACUAAAGCCGUAUUUUUGUCCCCAACAUUUGCAGUUAUUGUUUGAAACUAUACUCCCAGUAUAGCUUAUUAGGAUGUGUACCUGUCAUUUUGUAAACUCGUUUCAUAUCGUCAAAACCCGAUACUAUAGCGUUUUAGGGUGUCGCAAAUAACACUGUCCUUUCGCUCAUAUAUAUAUAUUUUUUGACUUUUUAUCGUUAUUGUUAAUAAGCUUACAUAGAACAUCUCGGCUACUGAGAGUAGGCUUUGAUAGAUUGUGUUGGCAAAAGUAGCAUAAUAUGCUACUAGCAGUGCUCCUACAUUUCUAAAAUUAUGCCAACAACUGUGCUGGUUUUGUAAAUUAUGCUCAUUGUUUAGCCAAAAAUGCAGAAAUCGUGCUUCAGCUUUUUACUAAAUUGAGUAAAAACACCUCAACAUCUAUGUAAAACACAAGUAAAUGGCAAACACACUUACCCUAUUUUCAUGUAGAAACUUUAAGAGGGCAUAAUUCAUUGUCUAAAACCUUUAAAGACUCAAUCAAUUAACAACCAGCAAGCAGACGCCAUCUUGGGUAACCGCCGAGCAAGUUAUGCGCAUGCAUUCGAGCCCCAGGCCUUCGUCAGAACGAAUCCGCCAAGCAAGCGAGCGACCAACAAGUCAUCAAGUGACAAAGAAGAUACAAAGCAGCCUUCCCGGGUAUAUAUUUUUAAGAAAACGCGAAAUAAAACUUUAAAGUAAAAUUUCGUCCCCGUAUUGGUCCUCGUCUUUGAAUAAAAAAGGUCUUUAAAGGGGGGAGAUCUCCGCAAAGUUAGUAAGUUAGCUACAUGCAGUGGAACUUUGGAUUCGCUCUAACGAAGGGCCUAUGCUCGAAAAAUCCAGCCUCUCAAAUCCCCACCCCCCCCCCUCCAGUCUACCUUCAGUUGUAAAAUCAGGAUAAACCCAGAUUUUUGCGUUUUACACCACCAUCAACGCAUCACCACAGUUUCCUUGUUAACUAGCCCCUUUAUUUAUAGUUAUCUUUAUUAUGUUUAAUUUUAUCUUUUUCAGAGGGAAAAUGGGGCUAUGUAAACCUCACAAGUGAUGACGGUUAGUAUAACUGGAGCUACAUAAACCUUUAGUUAGUUACUGUCCUUCUGUAUUAGAGCGAACUUUGAUCUUGUACGCAAAAUGCAAUUUGUUAAAAAACCUCGAGAUCUGGGAAAUCCAUGACAGUUUCUUGAGAAUAAGAAAUCCUAAAGAGGCGUUCAAAGAAGAUACAGCCAUAGAAGACAGUGUAAGCUUUUGAGCCAGACGAGAAUAAAGCAUGUUAUAAGACAGUUAUUUCUCGUCCACCUUAAUAUGACUUUGAAUGGCAUCUCCUUCAUUCUAAUCUAACUUACCCUCUGAAGAGAUUUCAGUGUAAUGAACAUAUAGUGUAGAAAUUAGUUUGGUAAUUCAUACUAAACGUAUGAUUAGUGGAAAAGUGUCGUGCGACUUUCACACAAAUCAUGAGAAAAGUCAGAUUGACUCGCUCACAAGCGUUUUUAACCAAGCAAUAAAUUCGUGAAUUUGUUUUGGCGUCUCAUUGUUUGAUUGAAUUAUUUAUUUUAUGUUAUGUUUGAAGGGGUUGGUUCUGAAACAAACUGUACAGAGCUGCGUCGGUUUGGGGGUCAAACAGGAACAAGUACUAAGUUUUAUCAACGACAAUUAGUUUUGUCAACGUUGAUAAAGUCACUUUUAUAAUAAUCACCUUUAUAGGGUGUUCCGUCGGAUUGCGGGUGAAACGAGAACAAUAGUUUUAUCAACAAAGUUUAUAAAAUUACUUUUUACCACCUUAAAAGUGCGUUAAUAAAACCAAAUUUGUCGAAUUUCAGUACUCUCAUUAACAUCUGAUUUUUAAAGAGCAGCUUCAAUUUAUCUGGCUUUUAUCGUCGUCUUGUUGAUAGAAGUGACUGCUAUGGCAUGUUUUGGGUCAGAGCGAAUAACACAAGUUUCGUUCUAACGAAGGUAGGUUUUUGUACAUUACGCUUUUAAUUUGUUUCCCCACUAAAAUGCUCCAUUUUUUAAUUUCCUUGUUCGUUAUAGUGAAAGGUCCGGAAGACUGGCCCGAUCUAGAGCUGGAAAAACCCAAUCACUGUGGUAAAAAAAGACAAUCCCCAAUAAACAUCAAAAAAAGCGAGGUUGAGGAAGAAGAUAGCUACCGUCGUUUAAAAAUCACUUUUGACAACAAAAGGGGACUUGUUACUGGAACGUUUGAAAACACUGGGCAUUCACCUAAACUUAUAAUUGCUGAUUCCAAUGGAGCUUCACUAACUGGAGGUCCCCUGGGGAAGAACAAAUUCGAAUUGCUCGAGUUUCAUGUUCACUUUGGCUGUGUUAAUAAACGCGGGUCUGAACACAAGCUCAAUGGAAAACAACUGUCUGGUGAGGUAAGUGACAACAACGACGUGAACCUUUUUUCUUUUACGUUUGACUCAGUUCGGUAUUUCUCAUAUCCUGGCCCGCGAUAUCUUUGUUAAGGGAAACGAUUGCAAUGGUCGAAAUGAUUACCCAGGACGGGAAUGUAUAUACAUUUCCAAUAUUAGGUGCUGAGCCAUAUUACUCGCAAUUGCGGGCGCAGUGCUUUCUUGAGUGAUCUUUCAGUGGGCAACAAAGUGGGGGUAUGCAAAAGUUGAAAAAGACUAACCAGAAGUUAUUGUUGUAUAGAAAACAUCUUACUAUUUAGAGACUAAACGAUCAAGUGCCUCUACUAGGUCCCUACUUGAACCAACUCAUCGGGAAUGACCUUAAACUUGCUUGUUUUCCCCAGCUUCACAUGGUAUUUGGUCAUGAUGAAAAACCACGAGCUGUUGUAGCCGUUUGGAUUAAGGUACAACCUGCAGUCUACCUUCCUUCCUGCAAUUCGUCCUUUAUAUAAAUAUUACAACUUAAAUAUGCAGAGCAACCUUCCCCUCCCCUUCCCCUCUUUCGUAAAGAAGUAAAAUCCUAUUCCUGCAAAACGUGGCUAUAACCAUCCAGAGACAAAAAAAUUCCAAUAAUUCAGAGCAGUUUGCUAUGAAAGUGGUAGUCUAUUUACUCAUGAAUAUUUUUUAUUUCCUUUAAAUUAAAUAAGGCCGAAAUGUAAAGCCUACAGAGACUUUCAUUAAUUUUUAACCAGUUGUGUCACCUUCGAAAAAAAACGGGCAUCUAAACCAGUCAAAAAAAUUAAAAUAAUGAAUUCUUGAGAAGUCUAUUUGGAUGCAUCUCAAUACAUGUGUGACUUGAACGGGAAAUUAAAAUUAUAACCCUUUUGAAAGACGGCGUCAUUUUACUUCUACGACCAUAAUCCUUUCGUUUUUCCUGUUCAUAUAUAAAUUUGGUAAUCCCAGCGAGGAUGCAAUUACCAAAGCUCUAAUUUGAAACAAAGCAAACCCAUGAAGGAUUCUGGUCGUAGUAGUAGAGUGACGUCAUCUUGACGUCAUUCUAAAUUGUUUAAUUAUUAUAGGCACGUUCCAAGGGAAACAAAAUUUUUGGAAAGUUGGCAAAUCUGAUGCACCACAUUAUCAAGCCUGGUAGGUGUUUUAGAGAAACUAAAAGCGAAGAAUACGGAAACAGCCAAAACCCACCACCAUCUAGCAGCUACUAUUUAAUUGUGAUAACAUAG